AUGUUCCGUUUAAAGGACGCGUAUCCUGGAAGGAGCUGUAGGCAGAAAGCCUUUAUCCUGCCUCGUAAAUGCUCAAAGCGCCUAUUGGCUAGGACCUUGGCACUAGAAAGCUAUAAAAUGCACGCUCCUAGAGCGGAAUUAUUUUUAGUGCACUGCCACGUGGAUGCAGUUAACUGCACGUGCCGUCUCCCGCCGUUUUAA
This is a messenger RNA of Nezara viridula (southern green stink bug), 201 nucleotides long. The record is from the annotation of a GenBank genome assembly. Lineage: Eukaryota; Metazoa; Arthropoda; Insecta; Hemiptera; Pentatomidae.